Molecule: messenger RNA, 1703 nt
Organism: Apis florea (little honeybee)
Lineage: Eukaryota; Metazoa; Arthropoda; Insecta; Hymenoptera; Apidae
Product: putative cytochrome P450 6a14
Molecular function (GO): monooxygenase activity; heme binding; oxidoreductase activity, acting on paired donors, with incorporation or reduction of molecular oxygen
Source: RefSeq, a predicted model, not a curated record
AUACAAUGCAGUAUACGUAUUUGAUUUAAACGAGACAUGUCUCUGAAUAGAAAACAAUAUCUUUAACUUGUUUUUCAACGGAUAGAAUUUUUACGGUAUCAAAUUAAUUCUUUAUAUUAUAUGAUAUAUAAAAAAAAAAUGUAUAUUAGUUUGGAAAUUCUUUGUGGAAUAAUAGUAGCACUUAUUAUGUUCUACUAUUAUUUAACAAUUAAUAACAAUUUUUGGAAAAAUCGUGAAAUAUCUGGACCUCAACCUGUGAUCGGUUUUGGCAAUAUGUUGAAAGUAAUUUUAGGAAAGGAAUCAAUUUCACAAUUUCUCACAAGAAUAUACAAUGAAUAUAAAAACGAGCCCAUGAUUGGAAUAUUUUCAAAAAAUAAUCCUGCUUUAGUUAUUAAAAAUCCUGAUCUUAUAAAAACUGUUUUAAUUAAAGAUUUUCACAAAUUCGCAAAUCGAGGAUUAUUUCCAAUUAAUUCAAGAGAACCAUUGUCCCAGAAUCUUUUCUCUAUUGAGGCAGAAAGAUGGCGGCCAUUAAGAAUAAAUUUUACACCAAUAUUUACCACCAGCAAACUUAGAGGAAUUUGUUCUUUAAUCCUCGAAUGUUCUGAACAACUCGAAAAAUACAUGGAUACUUUAAUAAGAAAAGGAGAACCUCUCGAUGUUCGAGAAAUUACUGCCAGAUUUACCACUGAUGUUAUUGGAAGUUGUGCCUUUGGAAUAGAAAUGAAUUCGUUAUCGGAAAAGGAGAGUGAAUUUCGUCGUCUUGGAAAAGGAGUUUUUACUCCAACUUUCCGAAGAAUAGUGAAAACUAGGAUAAGAAAUUUGACGCCAUGGUUAUACAAUUUCUUUCUUCGUAUAUUACCAUGGGAUGAAAUCACGAAAAAGAUUGUGAAAUUAACGAGUGAAACAAUAGAAUAUAGAGAGAAGAACAAUAUCGUUAGAUCUGAUUUUAUCAAUGUACUUUUAGAUCUCAAAAGACAUCCUGAAAAGAUUGCUGAGAUUGAAUUAACAGACGAUUUAUUAAGUGCACAAACUUUUGUUUUCUUUGGGGCUGGCUUUGAGACUUCUUCGACGAGCAUUAGCAAUGCUCUUUACGAGUUAGCUUUGAAUCAUGAUAUUCAGCAUAAGUUGCGAGAAGAAAUUAAAGAAUUUGAAAAGAAAAAUGAUGGAAAAUGGACAUAUGAAAGCAUAAAAGAAAUGCAAUACUUAGAAAAAAUUUUUCAAGAAACUUUAAGAAAAUAUCCAGUUGUGCCAUUUUUGAACAGAGAGCUAAUAGAUGAUUAUACCUUUGAAAAUAGUAAAAUAACAAUUCCCAAAGGUUUAAAAAUUUGGAUACCCGUUUAUGGCAUUCAUCACGAUCCAAAUAUUUACCCAAAUCCAGAAAAGUUUGAUCCUGAAAGAUUUUCAGAGGAUAAAAUAAAAGAAAGACAUCCUAUGCAUUAUUUACCAUUUGGACAUGGACCAAGAAAUUGCAUUGGUGCACGAUUUGGAACAUACCAAACAAAGAUUGGAUUAGUAAAAAUUAUUCGUAAGUAUAAAGUCGAUAUUUGCGAUAAAACAUUAAUUCCUUAUAAAUUUCAUAAAUUUGCAAAUUUUUUGAUGCCUUUAACGGGUAUAUAUUUGAUGAUAACUGAGUUGGAAAAUUAACAUUUUUUUUUUAAUUUAGAUUUUAUUAUUUAAUGUAUUAAUGUUUAAUAUAAAAUGUA